Molecule: messenger RNA, 4512 nt
Organism: Phaethon lepturus (White-tailed tropicbird)
Lineage: Eukaryota; Metazoa; Chordata; Aves; Phaethontiformes; Phaethontidae
Product: epiplakin-like
Exons: 1
Biological process (GO): intermediate filament bundle assembly; wound healing
Cellular component (GO): cytoplasm; cytoskeleton; membrane
Molecular function (GO): keratin filament binding; structural molecule activity
Source: RefSeq, a predicted model, not a curated record
AUGUUAGAAGAGGAAAUGAAAAAAUGGGCCCCCAUAAGGUUCCCAGCCAUGAGAGGCAGCGUCAGCGCUUACCACCUGAUGGAAACAGGUGUCAUUGACAAGGUCCUGUUUGAGAAGGUGUUGGAGGGAUCUGUCACACCAGAGGAAGUCCUGCACAUGGACUCUGUCAGAAAGUAUCUCUAUGGCUCUGGAAGCAUUGGGGGGAUUGUACUCCAGCCAUCAAACCAAAGGAUAAGCAUUUAUGAGGCCAUGAAGAAAAACAUCAUGGUGCCAGGAGUAGCCCUCCCACUGCUAGAGGCCCAGGCUGCCACAGGCUUCAUCAUUGACCCUGUGAACAACCAGAAACUCUGUGUGGAUGAUGCCAUCAAGGAGGGGGUUGUUGGGCCAGAAGUCCAUGAAAAGCUGCAGCAUGCAGAAGGGGCUGUAACAGGCUAUAAAGAUCCUUUCACAGGGAAGAAGAUACCUCUCUUCCAGGCGAUGAAGAAGGGCCUGAUUGCUGACAAACAGGCCAUGCAGUUGAUGGAGGUGCAGAUGGCUACAGGAGGCAUCAUUGACCCAACAUGUGGCCACUAUAUCCCCAUAGAAUCUGCCCAGAAGCGAGGGUGUCUGGAUGAGGACACAAGCAAGGCCCUUUCUAAGCCCAGUGACACCAUCAGAGCCUUCUGCGUCCCAGAGAGCAAAGAGACCGUGACCUAUGCUGAACUAAUCAAGCGCUGCCAGAAGGAUGAGAUCUCCGGCUUCCACUUGCUGCCUCUGCCACAGACAGCAGCUCCUGCCUACACUGAUGAACAAAUCCAACGGAUUUUUAGGGAGACUGUGGUGAAGGAAAAAGGGGUCUCCCUCUGGGAGCUAAUCCACUCUGGGUAUUUCACUGAGGAGCAGAGGAGUGACUUUGUGGAGAGGUUCCGGUCUGAGGAAAUGUCGCUGCAGCAGCUGGUUGCUCUUGUGCUCAGACUGGUUGGGGAGAUGGAAAUGAAAGCCCACACCCACAUCACCUUGGAAGGCUUGCGGGGCAGUGUCCCUGCAGUCUGGCUGCUGGAUGCUGGCAUUAUUACUGAGAAGACAUUUGAAGAACUGGCUCAGGGCAUAAGAACUCCCGAGGAAGUGGCUGCGAUGGAGGGUGUGAAGAGGUACUUGCAGGGCACAGGCAGCAUCGCCGGGGUAUUCGUAGAGGCAUCCAAAAAGAAGAUGAGCUUUUAUGAUGCCAUGAAAAACAAUCUCCUUCUCCCUGGGGCUGCUCUGAGGCUGCUAGAAGCUCAGGCAGCCACAGGAUACCUAAGUGACCCAGCAACAAACCGGAGACUCAGCGUGAGGGAUGCUGUGAAAGCAGCUGUUGUUGGUGAAGAGCUCACUGAGAAACUCCUUCUAGCUGAGAGGGCAGUGACUGGCUACACAGACCCUUACACGGGGAGCUCCAUCUCACUAUGCCAAGCACUCAGGAAAGAGCUGAUUCCCCUGGGAGAUGCUGUUCCCUUGCUAGAGGCCCAGCUGGCCACAGGAGGGGUCAUUGAUCCCAUUCACCACCAUCACCUUCCACUCCAGGCUGCAUUUAGAUACGGCUUCUAUGACGAGGACCUGAACCAAAUCCUCUCUCAGCUGAAUGACAGCACCAAAAUCUUCUUUGAUCCAAACACAAAGGAGAAUGUGACCUACCAGCAGAUGAAGGACAGGUGCAUUCACGAGGCUGAGUCAGAUCUCUGGCUCCUUCCUCUAUCAGAAAACGCGAUGUUCUGUGUGGAUGAACAAACCAUGGAGGUGCUGAAAUCUGUGACUGUUUGUGUCAACAUAGGGCGGUUCAAAGGACAGACAGUGUCAGUCUGGGACCUUCUCAACUCUGAAUACCUCUCAGACAGCAAGAGAAGAGAGCUAGUGCAAAAGUACAAAGAUGAGAAUACAGAAGUGCUACAUGAAAUCAUAAAAAUUGUCACUACAAUCAUCAAAGAGACUGAGACACAAGGCAAGAAGUUUGCAUUCAAGGGCCUGCGGAAAAGAGUAUCUGCCAGUGACCUCUUCCAGUCUCAACUGAUUGACAAGAAAACCCUUGAUGAGCUCAAUCAGGGGAAGAAAACAGUCAAAGAAGUCACUGAAAUGGACUCUGUCCGCAAGUACCUGGAGGGCAGCAAUUUCAUAGCAGGGGUCCUUAUACAGCCAAGCAAUGAGAAGAUGAGCAUCUACCAGGCCAUGUGGAAGGGCAUCCUGAGGCCAGGGACAGCACUGGUGCUGCUGGAGGCACAGGCUGCCACUGGCUACAUCAUUGACCCAGAGAAAAACAAGAAGUUUUCAGUGGAGGAAGCAUUAACUGCAGGUCUAAUUGGAGGGGAGAUUUUUGAAAAGCUACUCUGUGCAGAAAGAGCCGUGACGGGCUACAACGACCCCUACACAAAAGCCCCAAUGUCCCUAUUUGAAGCUAUGAACCAAGGACUAAUUGUGAAGAGCCACGGCAUCCGCCUGCUUGAGGCCCAGAUUGCCACCGGCGGCAUCAUCGACCCUGUGCACAGCCACCGUAUCCCUGUGGAGGUGGCCUACCAGCGUGGCUACUUCAAUCAGGAGAUGAACCAGAUCCUCUCCGACCCCACUGAUGACACCAAGGGCUUCUUUGACCCCAACACCCACGAGAACCUCACCUACAUGCAGCUCCUGGAGAGAUGUGUCCAAGAUUCAGAGACGGGGUUGUACAUGCUACAAGUUGUACAGGAAGGAGGAAAGUACUUCUACAUUGAUGAGUUUACAAAACAGGUUUUGCGCUCAAAGACCCUUGAGGUAAAAGUUGGAAAAUUUAAGGACCAAACAAUCUCCAUCUGGGAAAUCCUUUGCUCUCAUUACAUCUCCGAGCAGAAAAGGAAAGAACUAGUGAUGCAGUACAAAUGCAAAACGCUCACACUGGAAGAACUUAUAGCCCUCAUCCUCAAAAUAAUUGAGGAUACAGAGCAAAGAGCAGAAGCCCUCAAGGUUAAAGGACUCCGGGGGGAUGUGUCAAUAUCAGAAUUGUUUAACUCUGAGAUAAUUGACAAGAAAACUCUAGAGCAGCUGCAGGAUGGGAGUCUCACGCUUGCCAGCCUCACAAAGAGGGACACUAUCAAAAGGUACUUGGAUGGCACUGGAUGUAUUGCUGGGGUUCUACUCCCAUCAAGGAAAGAGAAAAUGAGCAUCUACCAGGCCCUGGAGAAGGGCCUCCUCACAGAGCAAUAUGCACUGGGGCUGCUGGAGGCACAGGCUGCCACUGGUUUUCUCAUUGACCCACUGAAAAAUAAGAAGCUGUCUGUGGAUGAGGCUGUCUCGUGUGGGCUGGUGGGUAACAACUUGCACAAGAAGCUCCUGUUUGCAGAGAAAGCUGUGACAGGAUACACAGAUCCUCAUGCAGGAAAUAAAAUAUCUCUCUUCCAGGCCAUAAGGCAAAAAAUAACAGCCAAGGAGCACGGCAUCCGGCUGCUUGAGGCCCAGCUCGCCACUGGUGGCAUAAUUGACCCUGUGCACAGCCACCGCCUCCCUGUGGAGGUGGCUUACCAGCGUGGCUACUUGGAUGAUGAUAUGUUUCUCCUACUUUCUGAUCCAGAUCAUGGUAGCAAAGGUUUCAUAGAUCCAAACACUCAUGAGAAAAUCAGUUACACUCAGCUUCUACAGAGAUGCUCCAAAGACGAAGAUACUGGACUGUACCUACUGCAGGUCACGGAAAAAGAAGAUGACUAUUUCUACAUUGAUGAGCAAACAAAAAAGAACCUAUUAGCUACAAAGGUACAAGUACCUGUUGGAAAAUACAAAGGACAUGUAUUCUCACUGUGGGAACUUCUCUGUUCUGAGUACAUCACAGAAGAGAAAAGAAAAGAACUGGUGAAGAAAUAUAAAGAGGAAUCCCAUCAUAUUCUACAAGGAAUCAUUGAUACAAUACUAAAUAUUAUUAAAGAAAAAGAAGAGGACAGAAGUGACGUCUGGUUCCAAGGACUGAGACAACAAAUAACAGCAUCAGAACUUCUCAGUGCACAGAUAAUUACAAAAGAAACAAUGGCAAAACUGCAAGAAGGAAAAGAAACGGCACAAGAAAUAGCAAAAAUGGAUAAUGUGAGAAGAUACCUUGAGGGAACGGGAAGCAUUGCGGGCAUGCUGGUGCCCUCCAAGGCCGACCCCGCCAAGAUGGAGAAGAAGAGCAUCUACCAGGCCAUGUGGAAGGGCAUCCUGAGACCAGGGACAGCAUUGGUGCUGCUGGAGGCACAGGCUGCCACCGGCUUCAUCAUUGACCCGCUCACCAACAAGAAGCUCUCCGUGGACGAGGCCGUCUCGUCCGGCCUGGUGGGCAGCGAGCUACAAAAAAAACUACUUUCGGCAGAGAGAGCUGUGACGGGCUACACCGACCCCUGGACAGGACAAAAGAUGUCCCUCUUCCAGGCCAUGAAGAAGGAGCUCAUCGUCAAGGAGCACGGCAUCCGCCUGCUCGAGGCCCAGAUCGCCACCGGCGGCAUCAUCGACCCCGUGCACAGCCACCGCCUCCCAGUGGAGGUGGCCUACCGGCGUGGCUAC